Messenger RNA from Ylistrum balloti, 987 nucleotides. RefSeq names its product porphobilinogen deaminase-like. Lineage: Eukaryota; Metazoa; Mollusca; Bivalvia; Pectinida; Pectinidae. The coding region runs from base 1 to 987 and encodes 328 amino acids. The record is from RefSeq and is a predicted model, not a curated record. Gene Ontology annotation, molecular function: hydroxymethylbilane synthase activity. The transcript has a single exon. Gene Ontology annotation, biological process: heme biosynthetic process. Gene Ontology annotation, cellular component: cytoplasm.
AUGAUCAAGAGAAUUUGGAGAGGGAAAAAGAUUCGUGUGGCUACUCGAAAGAGUCCUCUCGCCCUUGCCCAAACUAAGAUGAUAAUUCGAGAAUUUAAAAAAAUUCUGCCUAUGUUGGAUUGGGAGAUUGUUUUUGUUUUAAGCCAUGGAGAUAUGGACAUGGGAAGACCUCUCCACGGUUUUUCUCAAGUGGGUGUUUUUGUUAAGGCGUUAGAAAAUGCUCUUCUUAAAGGGGAGGCAGACUGUGCUAUUCAUUGCUUAAAAGAUAUCCCUUCCCCAAUUGACCCAAGAUUCAUAUUGCCUUGUUGCUUUAAAAGAGAAACUGUGGAGGAUGUCAUUCUUUACCGAAAAGGUUUUGAUUUUAAGAAAAUUCAAAAAGUAUCAACAGGCAGUUUAAGAAGAAGAGCAUUUCUUGGUGAAACUUUUCCACAAUGGACUUUUGAAGAACUGCGAGGUAACAUCAAUACCCGAAUUUCAAAACUUGUAAAUAAAGAAGCUGAGUCCAUUGUUUUGGCACAAGCAGGAAUCAGUCGUCUUAAAUGUUUUGAAAUAGAAGAGGUAGAAGUAAAUCAAAAAAAGGAUAAUCUUCUUUUUAAAGAAAAUUUAGAUAAAGUCAUUGUACAAACUCUUCCGACUUCUACUCUCCUUCCAGCCCCAGGACAGGGUUGCUUGGUGAUUCAAUGUCUCAAGAUCCAGCAAGAAGAAAAUGUAAGCUCCCUUCCAGCUUUGUUAAAUAGACUUCACCAUGAAGAAACAUGGGAGGCAGUUGGCUUGGAAAGGAAAGUAAUGGAGAUCAUUGAAGGAGGGUGUCGAUCACCUCUUGGUUGUUUUGCAAGGAAAGUUGAUCAAGAAUGGAUAGUAGAAGCUAUUUUAGAAAGGGAUGGCAUGAUCACCCGAAGCAAGAGACAAUUAGCUAAAGAGCAGUUAUCAGAAAGAAAGGAUCAACUAAUUCAACAGGUUACACAAGACUUGCUGGGUGGUGCUUAA